UCUCCUGACCGGAGGAAGCGAAUAUCUGGGCAGCAUCGCACAAAGUUAUCGUGGCCGAAUUCGGGAUAAGGGUGAAGACGUCAGUCGGGAAGCCUUCGGGGUUUUGAGGACGUGGAGGGGGUCUUAGGAUGUAUAUAAGCUUGCAUCGCGCUCUUGUAGGAUAGGAGAAGUUUGUCAGCGACAGUUCCAACCAAGAACAGCUUCCAGCACUUAAUCGAUCACGAUAUCUAAUGGGAUCUAUACUCAGCAAAGUUAACAAGAAAAAAUCCGAAAUGGCUACUACUCCCGUUGCAAUGACCUACUACGCGAAAGCGUCGAGCGUCAAGCCGCCACUGAUCGCCAACGACAAUGCGUUCCUCGGAGACGUAUCUUCAUCUGACAAGCUCGACCCCGAGAAGCCCAUAUCCGCUGGAUUUUACCGACUCGAGAAGGGAACUCCGCUAGUAUAUGCCUACCACUACCAUGAGAUGAAAAUCAUCAUCGAGGGUAGCUUCGAUAUCAGCGACGAGGCAGGCAACAAGGUGCACGCAGUUCCCGGCGACGUCUUCUACUUCCCCAAGGGCUCCAAGAUCACCUUCACCACGGAAGAUUACGGGCUUGCCUUCUAUACCGGACAGCGAAAGGCCGAUGACGCAUAA
This is a messenger RNA of Annulohypoxylon maeteangense, 638 nucleotides long. RefSeq names its product putative ethanolamine utilization protein. The transcript is spliced from 3 exons. Bases 231 to 638 code for a protein of 135 amino acids. Lineage: Eukaryota; Fungi; Ascomycota; Sordariomycetes; Xylariales; Hypoxylaceae. The record is from RefSeq and is a predicted model, not a curated record.